UAACAUGACAUGGAAGGAGAAUCGUAAGUCGUUACUCGUUUUGUAGCGCUGAUGAAGUGCGUACGGCUUCUUGUUAGUUAUCCGGGCAUCGGCAAGUGUUGAGUGUAGAAAAACGAUUCGUUGGAGAAGAAGUCAAAUUUUUGCAACUAUGGGUAGAUACGCCUGGGUUACAUUAGCUACCAAUGACGCUUAUUCUCUGGGGGCCUUAGUUUUGGCACAUUCUCUACGUCGCGUUAAUACCAAGUAUGAAUUGGCUAUCUUAACUGUUUCUCCUGGUGUAUCGCAAAGUAUGAGGGAUAGAUUGUCAAGAGUCUUUUCUGUAGUAAUGGAAGUAGAUAUAUUUGAUUCAAAAGAUGAAGCUAAUUUGGCACUUUUAGCUAGACCAGAAUUGGGUGUUACAUUUACCAAACUGCAUUGUUGGAGAUUGACUCAAUAUGAGAAAUGUGUGUUUCUUGAUGCAGACACACUUGUCAUUAAAAAUUGUGAUGAAUUGUUUGAAAGAGAAGAACUAUCUGCUGCUCCUGAUGUGGGUUGGCCCGAUUGUUUUAAUUCUGGUGUAUUUGUAUACAAACCAUCCCUACAAACUUUUACUAAUCUUACUGCAAUGGCUGCUGAUAAAGGUUCAUUUGAUGGUGGUGACCAAGGAUUACUAAAUAUGUACUUCAGUGAUUGGGCCCGCAAAGAUAUUUCUAAACAUUUACCAUUUAUCUAUAAUAUGUGUUCUACUGCUACUUAUUCUUAUCUUCCUGCAUUCAAACAAUUUGGGGAUGAUGUUAGAAUAAUACAUUUUAUUGGUUCUACAAAACCGUGGUUACAGUAUUUUGAUCCUUUGACUGGUAUUGUUCAACCACUAAGGGGUUCUACACAUCUGCAACCAUUAUUACAAUUAUGGUGGAAUAUAUUUUGUGAAAAAGUUCAUCCUCAGUUAUCAUCUACUAUGGCUGGUCUUGCUGGUGCCUUGGCUGAAAUGACAUUGGGUAGUCCUAAAAGCCUUACACAAAUAGCAUUAGAGGAACGUAUGCGAAAACAGAGUUGGGAAGAAGGUCAUAUAGAUUAUAUGGGUCGUGAUAGUUUUGAUAAUAUCUGGAAAAAAAUUCGCGAAACAGUCGACUUUGUACCACCUCAAUUAUCAUCCCAUCGUAAGGAAAUACAAGAAACACAAAAGCCUCUUAAAACUACAAUUGACAAGACUGAUGAAUGUGUUGAAUCAGCUGAAACUAAUCAAAGCAGUGUUGAAUCUCUAGAUGAAGUGGAUAAAAGACCUGCUCAGGCAACAACCAGUCAUAGUAAAGCACAAUCUCUAGUUAAUAAUGUUCCUAUAACAAACGUACCUAAAUUAUCUGAAGAUCAAAAGAGCAAAAGUGAAAUUCCUCAAAUAUUUUCAACAAAACCAGGAAGUGGAACAUUUAUGGAUUCAUCUUCUACAAAUCUUUCAACACAAGCAUCUCAUAAAGAAGUUGUAGAAUUUAAUACAAGUUCAUUAGUAAAAGAAGAUACACAACAGACAUCUGUACCUAUUAUAUCAUCUAACUUAAUUCAAUCUGGUUUAAUCGAAGAACAAAAAGAAAUUAGCACAACACAAGAAUCGGAAAAUAAAUUAAAGAAUGUAGAAGAUCUUAAAAUUACUGUUGAUAUCCACCAAAUAAAACAACCAGAUAUUAAAAAUGAAAAACAUACAAAACAGUUGUUAACAGCUUCCGAAAUUCUAACAGUUAGCUCUGUUCCAAUUCAAGUUGCAGAAUCUGUAUUACAAAUGGAACCAAAAAAAUCUAUGUCAGAUUUUCAGAUGAUACCACAAGAAAUUCUUCCUUCUACAAUUACAUCAGUACAUUUAACAGAAACAGAAGAUAAAAUACAUAUAAAUAGUCCGACAUCAUCAAAAAAUGACUUUGCACAAGAUAAAGAAAAAUUAAGUUUGGAUAAUACCACAACUAUAAAGAAUAUUGAUACUGCCAGUAAAUUAAAUGAAUCGUUAUUAAAAUUGGAAGAAACUUCACAAAUGUCAUUGCCUGUAGAGAAAAUUCAACCUCAACUUACAGAAAUAUCUGUAUUAUCUUCUGGAAACUUAGAAACACCAGAGAAACCAAUGCAAACAGAAACAAUAGAAUUAGAACAACAAAGUACAGAAGAUGAAUGCUGCAUAAAAGAAACAAUAAAAUUAACUGAUAUUCUAACAGAAUAUGAAGUAACUAAACCAUCAUCAGGUAAAACUCCAGUUAGACCUUCAAGAACAAAAGAAUUAAAUGCACCUUUAACAAGUGUUCCAAAAACGGCACAAUCAGACUCAGCAGACCAAGAAAAAGUAGCUAAGAAACCCAUACAAAAAUCAAUAUCAGAAGGAAAACCUAUAGAAACAACUGAUGGUGAUGGUACUGAAAAAAAAGUAGCAAAAAAGAUAAUGAAAAAGGUUACAAGGAAAACAAAAACAAAAUCAGAGGAAGGAUUGGAAGAUGGUGCAACAGACAGUAGUUCUUCCAGUAAACAAAAAAAAUCUGUAAAAGUGGUUAAAAAAGGUGUGAAAGCAUUGCAAACUCCUGUUACUGAUACUGCUGUUUCUGAAACCCCAUCAUCUAGUACUUCUGAUGCACCAAUUCCACCUAAGAGAAAAACAAAAACCACAACUGCAAAAUUAAUUAAAAAAUCUGAUAUAGAACAGUAGUUAUAUUACGAAAGUUGACAAUAAUUAUUUAAAUACUCUACAUGAAAGUUGAAAAACUGAAAAUUAUAAAAAGGAUAAAAGGUGAUACUUACUAGUCUUUCCUAAUUUUUUAUAUUUUUAAUAUAUUUCAAACCGUAU
This is a messenger RNA of Eufriesea mexicana, 2797 nucleotides long. RefSeq names its product glycogenin-1. The transcript is spliced from 8 exons. The record is from RefSeq and is a predicted model, not a curated record. Gene Ontology annotation, molecular function: glycosyltransferase activity. Lineage: Eukaryota; Metazoa; Arthropoda; Insecta; Hymenoptera; Apidae. The coding region runs from base 149 to 2659 and encodes 836 amino acids.